CAGAAACUACGAAAUAAAUACAUUUACAUAGAUGUUGCAAAAAUCAAGAGAAUCGAAGCUCCGCCCAUGGAUUCCCGUAACCCUCUCUGUAGAUUUGCGUAUCCUGUCAGUGAGCUAGCACUUUCGGAUCAGCGACCCCAUGUUUCUGGACGCCAUCUUCUUUAUACCCACACUAUUCACUUACCUGCUCAUCGGACUGCUAAUCGUCAUCCUGUGCUUCGUGGUGGUCUAUAUAAGCCACAAGAUCUAUGUAUCCGUCUACGACAACCUGCCUCUGGCCGCUUUGCCCGGCAACUCACGCCAACAGCUCCUGGGUCUGCGUCACUCCAAUCAUGCGAUGACCAUACGGGAAUACCUGGACACCUCGCUCCGCAGUCCACGCUCCAACCAGCCGAGCUUACGCUCCGUUUGGAUUCAGAACAGGUCCCAGAUCUUGGAGACCUCUUCGGUCCUGCGUAUAGUUCUCUCCCUGGAGCCUUGCUAUCUGGUCAGCGCCGAGUUCGAUGUGAGCUCCAGCCGAAAGGCCAUCAGUUUCUUGUGCAACUGCCGGGAUCAGCCCGUGUGUGCUGCCGCAGAACCGAGGCCUGGGUCCUUACACAUAGUGCGGUUCUAUGACCACCUCUCCAAGAUCCCGCGCCUCAAAGUCAUGCUCAAGUGCACCCAAAGGCGGCCGGACGCGAGGCCUGAUAGUCGGACACAGUUGACCCUCGACGACGUGAUUCAGGAGGCCAAGGAUAACCAGGAUGCCCGGUGCACGGAUAACGCCGCCGCCUGCCGACCUGGCUCCUCACGACGGAACUCCCGGAUACCGGAUUAAAGGGUGUGGCCAUUGGAUAGGGGCAUGCGUCCGCUGUUCUAGCCAGCUUUUGCGGUAUAACUUGUUUUAUUAAAUUCCAUUCAAAGAUCAAUGAGCUGGAGGCUACAGGGUCGACGGGUGGUUCAGUGGGUCGGGGACUGUGGGACUGAGCCCACGCUAGUUUACGAUAAUCGCGUGACAACGAAGGUGAAAGCCAGCGGAACAGGGGCGUGCACAUGUAUGGUCGAGUAGAGGUGUAGGCGCCACUUUUCAGGGCAGUGUUAAUUUUUAUUUCUAUUUUGUUUUCUGGGUUUAAGUAUUUACCAGCUACUACAGCAGGAAAUUCAAAUUUUCAGCCUAUUUUUCUUAUUAAUGCAUUCAAUAUCAAUUUUAAUUUUCCAUUCGUUCUGCAUGC
Drosophila erecta is the source of this 1211-nucleotide messenger RNA. RefSeq lists its product as uncharacterized. The record is from RefSeq and is a predicted model, not a curated record. Lineage: Eukaryota; Metazoa; Arthropoda; Insecta; Diptera; Drosophilidae. The transcript has 2 exons. Bases 140 to 817 code for a protein of 225 amino acids.